Aspergillus terreus NIH2624 is the source of this 1599-nucleotide messenger RNA. RefSeq names its product glycoside hydrolase family 72 protein. Gene Ontology annotation, cellular component: cytoplasm; fungal-type cell wall. Gene Ontology annotation, biological process: fungal-type cell wall (1->3)-beta-D-glucan biosynthetic process. Gene Ontology annotation, molecular function: 1,3-beta-glucanosyltransferase activity. The record is from RefSeq and is a predicted model, not a curated record. The transcript has 5 exons. The coding region runs from base 1 to 1599 and encodes 532 amino acids. Lineage: Eukaryota; Fungi; Ascomycota; Eurotiomycetes; Eurotiales; Aspergillaceae.
AUGAAGCUUUCUCUGGCUGUAGGAGCCAGUCUGCUGGGCUCGGCUCUUGCUAUCGAUCCUAUUGUCAUCAAGGGCUCCAAAUUCUUCUACUCCAGCAACAACACCCAAUUCUACAUCCGAGGUGUCGCCUAUCAGCAGGACUACUCCAGCAACGGCACCACCAGCGGCAGCAACUCCUACAAGGACCCUCUGGCGGAUGCUACGGCCUGUGAGCGUGAUGUGCCCAUCCUGCAGGAGCUGAACACCAACACCAUCCGCGUGUACGCCGUCGACCCGACUGCCAACCAUGACAAGUGCAUGCAGUUGCUGGCCGACGCCGGCAUCUAUGUCAUCUCGGAUCUGUCCGACCCGUCCCAGGCGAUCGACCGGAGCGAUCCGCGCUGGGAGGUCAGCCUGUACGAGCGGUACACCAGCGUCAUUGACGACCUGUCCCAGUACAACAACACCAUCGGCUUCUUCGCCGGCAACGAGGUGUCCAACACCGUCAGCACCACCGACGCCAGCGCCUUUGUCAAGGCAGCUGUCCGGGACAUGAAGGCCUACAUCAAGGAGAAGGGCUAUCGGUCGAUGGGCGUGGGAUAUGCCACCAACGACGACUCGACCAUCCGCGUCAACAUGGCCGACUACUUCAACUGCCAGAACAGCGAGGACAGCAUCGACUUCUGGGGCUACAAUAUCUACUCCUGGUGCGGCGAUUCGUCAUACCAGGCGUCCGGAUACAAGGAGCGCACGGAGGAGUUCCGCAACUACUCGGUCCCCGUCUUCUUCGCCGAGUACGGCUGCAACGAGGUCACGCCGCGCAAGUUCACCGAGAUCAAGGCCUUGUUCGGCGACAAGAUGAACGACGUGUGGUCCGGGGGCAUCGUCUACAUGUACUUCCAGGAGACCAACAACUACGGCCUCGUCUCCGUCGUCGACAGCACCAGCGUCAGCAAGAUGGCCGACUUCACCUACUACUCCAGCGAGAUCGCCAGCGCCACACCCACCGGCACCAACAAGGCGUCCUACACGCCGACCAACACCGCGCUGCAGAGCUGCCCGGCCGUGACCAGCGACUGGAGAGCCAAGGCGACGCCGCUGCCCCCGACCCCGAACGAGGAGCUGUGCGACUGCAUGGUGGCGGCGGCUGGCUGCGUGGUAAAAGACUCGAUCUCGUCGUCCAAAUACAGCGACCUCUUCAGCACCGUCUGCGGCAUGACCGAGUGUGAUGGCGUUCUCGCCAACGGGACCACCGGCGUCUACGGCGCGUACGGCAUGUGCAACGCUAAGGCCCAGCUCAACUUCCUCCUCAACAAGUACUACACUGAGCACAGCUCCCAGGCGUCGGCGUGCAGCUUUGGUGGCUCGGCUACCACGACUUCGACGACCAAGCCCACGGGGACCUGCAGCUCGCUCAUGAAGGAGGCUGGCACUGCGGGCACUGGCACCGUCACCUCCAAGCCGACUGGUACUGGUAGUGGAGCGGCAGCGUCCUCCUCCAGUUCCUCCGGAGUGGGCGUCCCGUUGGCCGGCAGCACUAUGGUCACUGUGGGAUCGUUCCAGCUGGGUGCGUACGCCGUGACUGCCGUGGUUGCUGCGUUGGGCAUGGUUCUUCUGUAG